Messenger RNA from Hemibagrus wyckioides, 719 nucleotides. It is a transcript of the gene ttc32, whose product is annotated as tetratricopeptide repeat domain 32. The transcript has 3 exons. Lineage: Eukaryota; Metazoa; Chordata; Actinopteri; Siluriformes; Bagridae. The coding region runs from base 115 to 540 and encodes 141 amino acids. Gene Ontology annotation, molecular function: protein binding. The record is from RefSeq and is a predicted model, not a curated record.
CAAUGAGACGGGCGAAUAGAACAGAAACACAAACAAAGAAACCGCCGCUGCUUCUACUUCUUGUUGUUAUUGUUGUUGUUUGUUGUUUGUUGUUGUCAGCUGAGAGACAGACGCAUGGAGGAUGAGAAAGAAGUGCUGGACAGACAAACUGUCCUGAAUGAAGCUAAUGAAGAGUUUAAGAACAAACAUUACGAACGCGCUGAGGAGCUGUACACAGAGUUCAUCAACAUCUGCAUGACAUCUGGACAAUGCUCCAGUACUGACCUCGCCAUAGCCUACAAUAACCGCGGCCAGGUGAAGUACUUUCGGGUUGAUUUUUAUGAAGCCAUGGAUGAUUAUAGCGCAGCUAUUAAAGUCAGUAAACACCUUGAAGUGCCUUAUUACAACCGGGGAUUAAUACUCUACAGACUGGGUUUCUUUAAAGACGCCGAGGUUGAUUUUAAGAAAGCGCUGGAAAUAAAUGCCGACUUCGAAGACGCCAAACUGAGCUUGCGUCAGACGAUCCUGGAUUCUGAAGAAAAAAUAAAGCGAGGUUAUUGAUGAUGUUAUAUAUUCUUCAUCAUGUUUAUGGCUUUAAUUUAAACUUUAAUUAAAACUAAUUAAAAAAAGUGUGUGUUGUCAGAACAGAAGUUUUGUCUCCUUCAACCUGAUGUAAAUUACUUAUCAGUUAUGAAAUUGUUGGUGGAACAAAAUGUAAUAAAAUCCUGUGAUAUUUUCGA